This is a messenger RNA of Exophiala xenobiotica, 1965 nucleotides long. RefSeq lists its product as uncharacterized. The record is from RefSeq and is a predicted model, not a curated record. Gene Ontology annotation, cellular component: nucleus. Gene Ontology annotation, biological process: regulation of DNA-templated transcription; DNA-templated transcription. NCBI's taxonomy places the organism in Eukaryota, Fungi, Ascomycota, Eurotiomycetes, Chaetothyriales, Herpotrichiellaceae. Gene Ontology annotation, molecular function: DNA-binding transcription factor activity, RNA polymerase II-specific; zinc ion binding; transcription cis-regulatory region binding. The transcript has 5 exons. Bases 1 to 1965 code for a protein of 654 amino acids.
AUGUCGCUCACCACUUCCCCGGUCUUCGGCACGCGUGUCAAAUCAUGCACCGAAUGUCGGCAACAGAAGCUCAGGUGCGAUGCCUCCAAAGACUAUUCUCAGCCUUGUUCGAGAUGUUCGCGAAUGAGACUCAAUUGCGUGGUGUUGAAGUCAUUCAAGCGAACCAAGAAACCAACGAGAGCUCAGUUACAAGCUGAGCUGGAUCGACUGAAGCAGCAACUUAUCACUUCAGAUGACUUUGAGCCCAACUGUACAGCUCCAGAUCCAUUGAUGCUACCAGUGAGCACUGGCGGCCACGGCAAUGUCCCUGGAGACACUUCAAACAACUCUCAACCGGGGGGAAAGCCAUUCGAGGCCAGAAUCUCCCGUGUAGCCGCAAAUGACCCUGUAUUCUUACCACAAAACACGUUCACGCCAGACCCUGAUUGCCAAUUCACCUCCAGCGGACUUACCAUGACAUGCUGCCAGGCUCUCGACGAUUUUGAACUUGGGAGCAACCAAAUUGAUGACUGUUUUUCCCUCUUCUCCUUGCAUUAUUCACCGAAACUGUACAUCUUUGACUCUCUGAUGGAUCCGAACGCCUGCUAUGCUCAAUGUCCCCUCCUUUUCUGGACCAUCGUCGUCACUGGAGCAAGGAAAUACUCCAAAGACCCGACCAUCCUCACCCUACUCGGUCCUAAAGUGAUCGAGCUUGCUGCACGCAGCAUGUUUUCGCACACCGAAAGGUUACCUACGAUCCAGGCUUACCUGCUACUCUGUAUUUGGCCAAUGCCAGUGGACACGAUGCACAAGGACAUCUCGCCGGUACUAUCAGGGGCAAUGCUGAGCUUGGCGAUCAGCAAUGGGCUCCAUGUCCAGGGCAUGGGCCAGGAUUUCUCGAGGACAACAUUGGAGCACAACGAAAACGAGUGCAUAUAUCGGGCGAACUUGUGGGUGCUAUGUACAGUUUCUUCUCAGUGCACGGCAAUCUCACACGGACUUCCACCACCUAUAAUAUUCGAUACAUUUGACCUGAAGCUUUCUCAGGAACAACAGCUCGCUAUUGUGCCCUUCAAGGUGCGAUUCAGGAAGAAAAUGAGUCAGACUCUCGCAUCAUGUGUAUUGGAACUGGGGCGCUGCGUUCAACUCAUUGAUGAGUCUGGAGGAGCUAGUUCUGUCAAAUCUAUGAUCGAGAUCUCUACGUGGCAAUUCACGCAGAUGGAGUCUGAAUGUCCUGAUCAAUUUAGUCGCCUCCACCUCCUCUGCGCAAGGUUGCAAAUCCAAGGCUUUCAUUUCUUCCUUGGGCCUCUUCACAGGGAUGAUAGUAGCUUGGUCAAGCUGUAUCUUCUGGCCUGCUCUGUCAUAGAGAUGGCAGUAGGCUUGGAUGAGACCGAAAACUUCAGCAGCUCCGCGACAGCCCACAGCCAGAAAAUGCUAGUGCUGGCACCAUGUACAGUACUCCGGAUCGCGAAAAGCCAUCUCGCCCCAGUGCUGGAUAUCGAAAGGGGGCGUAGGGCAUAUUUCGACAAUAUUCUGCUUUUCCGAAAGAUAUCCAUUCAGGACAGCGAUCUGGCGUCCAGGACCACUGUCAUCCUGACUCAGCUUUGGACGAGUAGGAAUGCUUUCAAAAACUCGGACGGCACUACUGACAGUCUUCUACUCCUUUGUCGCAGUCGGUUGAGUAUGAGCGUUGUUUUUGAUUGCUUCUGGCGCUGGCGAAGGGAGUUUGCUGGGCAGCAAACGCCAUAUAAAGAUACACAGAACGAAACCAGAGCCGCGCCAAACCAGCUUGUCCCCUCGCUGGGUCAUCCGAACGGAGGCACAGAAUCCUCAAACCACUUAUUGUCGUCCUUGUCACCAAAUGGAAGCUUCCCCGACUACGACUGGCUGGCCACGUUGGAUGUCCCGCUCGAUUUCGAUGGAUGCUUUCAACCAGAAGGACAGAUUCCGGUGCUCGAUACUGUCAGCUAUGAAGUUCUCACGUGA